AAAAAAAAAAAGAAAAAAAGAAAAAAAAAUUGUAGAUAAAGGACGCCGCUAGGGUUUCCUCCUCCUCUUUAAUCUUCUUCAAUUUCUUCUUCCUUCUCCUUCCUUAUCAUCCCCUGUCCUAACAUCGAUCUAGGGGUUGGGAAGAAGACAUGGUGGUGCACGGGGCGCACGGGAUCCCGCUGGAGGUGGUGGGCACGAUGAUCGAGAUGGCCGACGUGGCGUGGUAUGCCCUCGAGCACCGCCCUGGCGCCCAUAAGGCGGCGGCGCCGGAGAAGGCGUCGUUAUUGGGGGAGGAGGUUGCAGCGAAGGAAGCAGGGGCGGAGGAGGCGGGAGAGGAGUUGGCGCGGUUGCGGACGGAGAACCUCCGCCUGAGGACCCAAUUAGCCGACAAUCUCGCCCUCCUUCAGGGCGUCUACAAAGCGCCCUCCAUCUCCAAAGAUUGCCCUGCCGAUCUAUAUGAACGCCUUAUAGCUGCAGUGGACAACUCAAGCUUCCUUGCUAACCUUGAAUCACUUCAUCGAGAGUCAACUGCUGGUCCAAAAGGAAAGGAACCUGAUUCCAUGGAUGUGCCUAUUAAUGUUGAUGAUGGGAAGGUGAGUUGGUGGGUUUGGGUCACUAGCGAGAUUGCUCCCAAAAGCUUAGAGGAAGUUAGUGGAAUUGAUGACGAAAAUUAUGUCAUCAUUACUGAAGAGGAUGUUGUUGAUGGUAUUGCUAACUUCAUUGCUAGAUGCAUACUUGAAAACCAAAAAUCUAAGACAUUAUCACCGCUGGAUCUGCAGAAAGCUGUCAUGAGGUCUGUGGGUGGAAUUAAAGAUCAAAAGAAGUGGAGAAGUAUUUGGGAGGCUGGUAAAGUCAUUUACACGUUGUCAACCUGGGGAAUUGCUUUGGCAGGGUUGUACUCAAAUCGCGCCAUCGUGCGAGCCGCAGCAAAAGGGGUUAGUGCGUCUGCGAACCUUGUUCUGAAGGCUCUCUGAAGAAAUUUAUUCCAUCAACCUGUUCAUGUAAAUUAUACUUAGUUGAUUGCUCACGCUUUGUAACUCCUAUUUGUCUUGUACAGUAUUUCUCAUAAACUAGACUCGCAUUUGCAAGGAACAUGCUUUAUUCCAUCCCUUCCCCCCCCCCCCCCC
Molecule: messenger RNA, 1127 nt
Organism: Ananas comosus (pineapple)
Lineage: Eukaryota; Viridiplantae; Streptophyta; Magnoliopsida; Poales; Bromeliaceae
Exons: 6
Coding region: 150-974 (274 amino acids)
Source: RefSeq, a predicted model, not a curated record